AUGUGGAAAAAGCACGAAGAUGAGAAAUUGAAAGUUGGAGUUGAGAGGUACGGACCCAACGCCUGGAAAAGAGUGUCAGCCUCAAUCAUGAAUCAUCGCCGUUCUCCACUUUCGUGCAAGGAAAGAUACAAAAUUCUCAUGGAACCGAAGUUUUGGACUGUUGAAGAAGACCUCAAACUCAAAAACGAAGUCGCAAAGUUCGGAUAUGAUGUUCAGUGGACAACGAUCGCGUCGGUGAUGAAUCGAUCUUUUCUGUCUUGCAAAAAUCGAUAUGAUUUUCUUAUGGAUGAGACUUCUGUCACUAUGCCACCGACUGCGACUUCCACUUCGAAAUCAAGUUCAUCCGAAAAUUUCAAGGGUGGAAACAACUCUAGUACUGGUGGACCACGAAGAGGAAUGAAACGGAAGAUUCAAUGCUGA
Molecule: messenger RNA, 420 nt
Organism: Brassica napus (rape)
Lineage: Eukaryota; Viridiplantae; Streptophyta; Magnoliopsida; Brassicales; Brassicaceae
Product: cell division cycle 5-like protein
Exons: 4
Coding region: 1-420 (139 amino acids)
Biological process (GO): mRNA splicing, via spliceosome
Cellular component (GO): spliceosomal complex; Prp19 complex
Source: RefSeq, a predicted model, not a curated record